This is a messenger RNA of Cladocopium goreaui, 342 nucleotides long. The record is from the annotation of a GenBank genome assembly. NCBI's taxonomy places the organism in Eukaryota, Dinophyceae, Suessiales, Symbiodiniaceae.
AUGCAAUGGCUGGCCUUGACGCUGGGAGUGGCUUUGGGUUUCCUGCUGUGCUGGUGCGUGUGUCCUUCGCACACGCCAUGGGAAUGCGGCAGCAUGUGGCCCCCAGCGGCAUGCAGUUUCUGGCGUUGGUGGAAUGCUUGGUACAUUUUGGCUGUCACAGAGCGGGAUUUCACUGCUUUGAUGGAUGCUUUUACUGGCGCCCAUCUCGUGUCCCAACUGAGCUUAGUGAGCGUGAGUGCGGUCUCACUAGUGGCGCUCAAGUUUGGCCAGCAGUUUUCCCAUGCGGUUGAGGCUGUGUUGCAGUCUCCUAGGGUCCGUGGCAGUUUGCACCUCCAGUCAUAA